AUGGCUGUCAAGGACCCCUUCACGUACUUCUUCGCCGGCACAUUAGGCUUCGGCACGGUUGAGACCUACCGUGUACAAGCGCCGUCCUAUGUCAUUGCGUACAUUGUCACGCUUGUUGUGUCUUGCUCAUCUGGCCGCAUCCUAGAGCACUGCUGGCACAUUGUCGGGUCCAUCUCCAUCACCCUAGUCGGCGCUGUCAUCAUGAUCUCGACCCUGAAUGUCGGUACGCGAUACUUCUCCCUGAUUCUGGUAUGCUCGGGCCCCUUUUUUUACCUCAACACCCAGCUUUCCUGGGAGACUACGGUCGCCCCUCGCCCUCGCCCCAAGCGUGCCGCGCUCAUCGCCAUUGCCGACUGUGUCUCUAUCAUCUCGCAUUUGUUCAGCCCGUACUUCUUACGCUCACAAAAGCCUAGGCAUCAGCUUGGCGGUGGUAUCGUCAUUGUUGGCUGUGUAUUUACUAUCGCUUUCUGUAUUCUGGCCGGAUUCUGGUGCAUGCGCAAAAACAAAGCAGUUGAUCGUGGGGAGGAGCGCACUGGCGAGGUCACAACGCGGCGCUACGAGACCUAG
Messenger RNA from Ascochyta rabiei, 567 nucleotides. RefSeq lists its product as uncharacterized. NCBI's taxonomy places the organism in Eukaryota, Fungi, Ascomycota, Dothideomycetes, Pleosporales, Didymellaceae. The coding region runs from base 1 to 567 and encodes 188 amino acids. Gene Ontology annotation, molecular function: transmembrane transporter activity. Gene Ontology annotation, cellular component: membrane. The record is from RefSeq and is a predicted model, not a curated record. The transcript has 2 exons.